AUGGUGUCCGGGAACGUUUCCGACACGGCGGCCGGCGAGGAGUCAUCGAUAUGGAUUCUUGAAAGCAUCGGCGUUGAUCAAAUGGUGGAUGUUCCUACGGACAACAACGACGUAGCAGCAGCUGAUCAUCAUACAACCAUGAAUGGAACGACGUCGUUGAAGAAAAGCAAUAGCAGCGCAAGAAAGAGGAAUGGGGUGGUGGUCCCCAGGAUGGGAAGGAUGACAUCAGGAGCGACAAGAGGGCUUAAGAGCUUACGUUUCCUCGACAGGACAACAACCGGGAAGGAAGCCGAUGCAUGGAGGUGCAUUGAGAGGCGGUUCAAUCAGCAUGCAGUUGAUGGGAGGCUCUCCAGAGACAAAUUUGGAACCUGCAUUGGAAUGGGAGCAGAAUCGAAGGACUUUGCCGGGGAAUUAUACGAUGCCUUGGCUAGGCGCAGGAAGAUGAGCGCAGCAAAUGGGAUUGCUCUCGAAGAGUUGAGAAUCUAUUGGGAAGACAUGACAAAUCAAGACAUCGAUUCCCGGCUUCAAAUAUUCUUUGACAUGUGUGACAAGAAUGGGGAUGGGAAACUGUCAGAGGAUGAGGUGAAGGAGGUUAUAGUUUUGAGCGCCUCCGCAAACAAGCUAGGAAAUCUUAAAAAGCAAGCCGCGGAAUAUGCAGCUUUGAUAAUGGAAGAACUUGAUCCUGAUCAUCAAGGGUAUAUAGAGAUGUGGCAGCUAGAGACACUAUUAAGGGGAAUGGUGAGCUCAGAUGAAAGUAACAAGCUUUCCAAGAAGACGCAAACUCUAACAAGAGCCAUGAUCCCCAAGAAAUACAGAACUCCUGUCAGCAAAUUCCUAUCAAAAACCACAGAACUUAUCCAUGAGAAUUGGAAGAGAAUAUGGAUGAUCACAUUGUGGUUAACCAUAAACUUGGUCCUUUUUUUCUGGAAAUUCAACCAAUACAGGCACAGAGGGGCAUUCCAAGUCAUGGGAUAUUGCAUCUGCAUUGCCAAGGGUGCUGCUGAGACUCUCAAGUUCAACAUGGCUCUCAUUCUCCUUCCUGUUUGUAGAAAAACUCUUACUAAGCUUAGGUCAACCUUUCUCAGUAGUUUAAUUCCCUUUGAUGAUAAUAUAAACUUCCACAAGUUAAUAUCCCUGGCAAUAGCAAUUGGGAUUUCUGUCCAUACAAUAACCCAUGUGAGUUGUGAUUUUCCAAGAUUGAUUACAUGUCCAAAAGAGAAAUUCAUGACAGUUCUUGGAUCCAAUUUCAGUUACAAGCAGCCAAGUUACAUGGGGUUGCUGGAAAGUAUCCCAGGUCUAACAGGAAUUCUAAUGAUUAUUAUAAUGGCCUUCUCCUUCACUUUGGCAACACAUUCGUUUAGAAGAAAUGUCAUCAAGCUUCCAUGGCCAUUCCACCAUUUGGCAGGGUUCAAUGCCUUCUGGUAUGCACACCAUUUGCUGGCUCUGGCCUAUAUCCUCUUGGCCAUACAUGGCUAUUUCCUGUUCCUCACAAAGGACUGGCACAGUAAGACGACAUGGAUGUAUCUCAUUGUCCCUGUACUAUUCUAUGCUAGCGAGAGAAUUUCUAUAACAAUUAACGAAAGGAAUCAUCGUGUCAACAUCAUUAAGGCCAUCAUAUACACAGGAAAUGUUUUAGCACUAUACAUGAGCAAACCUCCAGGAUUCAAGUACAAAAGUGGAAUGUACCUUUUUGUCAAUUGCCCAGAUAUAUCAAAUUUUGAAUGGCAUCCUUUCUCCAUCACUUCAGCUCCAGGAGAUGACUACUUGAGUGUCCACAUACGGACCUUGGGGGACUGGACUAGAGAGCUUAAAAACAGAUUUGCACAGGUCUGUGAACCCCAAAGUACGCAGGUAAGAAGAGGAAGUCUCAUGAGAAUGGAAACUAGAGCGCAUCCAAACUACGAACAUUCACAAUCAGGAUAUCCAAGGAUCCUCAUAAAGGGACCAUAUGGAGCCCCGGCUCAGAAUUACAAGAAGUAUGACAUCCUUUUGCUCGUAGGUCUAGGCAUUGGGGCUACUCCAUUCAUCAGCAUUAUAAAAGAUCUCUUAAAUAACAUCAAGCCAAAUGACCUUGAAGCUGAUCCAAUACACAGCAAUUUGGCUGGGGCAAAUAAGAAGUGCCCUGAAAGAGCAUACUUUUACUGGGUAACCAGGGAGCAAGGAUCCUUUGAAUGGUUUAAAGGAGUCAUGGAUGAUAUUGCAGAGUACGACCACAAUCAUGUAAUAGAAAUGCACAACUACCUGACAAGUGUGUAUGAAGAAGGAGAUGCCCGGUCUGCCCUUAUUGCCAUGGUACAACAACUGCAACAUGCUAAGAAUGGAGUUGAUGUUGUCUCUGAGAGUCGGAUACGAACCCAUUUUGCAAGGCCCAACUGGAAGAAAGUCUUUUCUGACUUGGCAACUGCACACCCAUCUUCUCGGAUAGGUGUAUUCUAUUGUGGCAGUCAUACGCUUACCAAAUCACUAAAGAAGCUCUGCCAAGAAUUUAGCCUAAACUCAUCAACUCGCUUCCACUUUCACAAGGAGAACUUCUAG
Molecule: messenger RNA, 2535 nt
Organism: Corylus avellana
Lineage: Eukaryota; Viridiplantae; Streptophyta; Magnoliopsida; Fagales; Betulaceae
Product: putative respiratory burst oxidase homolog protein H
Cellular component (GO): plasma membrane
Molecular function (GO): NAD(P)H oxidase H2O2-forming activity; calcium ion binding; peroxidase activity
Source: RefSeq, a predicted model, not a curated record